AUGUAUUGCCAAAAGUGUCGCACACCGCUCAAGCUGGACAGUUCCCUUGAGGAGUUGAAUCCAGCCGCGUACGAUCUCCUCGUCGGUCAGCAUAAACCUUCCCCUCUCCCCCGGCCCGGCGCACGCGCAAGCCAGCUGACGAACGUAGCCUCUUCCUCACAACAGUCUCCCAAAAAGACGGCCUCUGCGCGACCAUACCAUCCCCAGGACGGGCAACGAAAAGUCCUCUACGACAGAGUAUCUCAGAAUGCAGCAUCUGCGACCUUCAAACGCCAUGGCAGCGGCCCAUCGAGCUCGGCGCAACGAGACUCUACCAUGUCCUUCAUCUACCUCACCGAAUCACAAGUCGCCCAGCCCGUCCUCUCCCGACCUGACCCCCCUAUGGCGACUACUGGAUCACCGCGAGGUGGAAAGAGCGGCCCGAAAGGUCAGGAUGAGCAACGCGGCGGCAGCAAAGCACACGAGAUGGAGCGCAUCAGCAAGCUAUUUGAAAUUCUUUCCGCGCGAUCCGAUAUCGAUCAUCCCAUAUGCGUCGAAUGCACCGAAAUGCUGGUGGAGGGCCUACAAAAGAAGCUCGAGGUCGCGGCGAGAGAACGCGAUGCCUACGUCGGAUUCCUGAAACAAGUGCAAGGCGACGAACCCAGCGAGGAGGACGUCAAAGCACAGGACGAGGCUUUGAGCAAGGCAAAAGAGGCCGAGGCCGAGGCGAUGGCCGAGCUUCUGCGUCUGGAGAAAGAGAAGGCGGCUGUGGAUGCCGAAAUCGUCGCUUUGGAAGAGGAGUCUCAGCAACUCGACCGCGAAGAAGAGCAGUUUUGGCGUGAACGCAACGCCUUCGCCACGAAACUUGCCGACUUCCAGAACGAGCGCGACAGCACAAACUCCAAGUUUGACAACGACGCCCAGCUCCUCGAGAAGUUGCAACGCUCCAACGUCUACAACGACACCUUCUGCAUAAGCCAUGACGGCACUUUUGCCACCAUCAACGGGUUGAGACUGGGCCGGUUGUCCAGCAAACCAGUCGACUGGCCCGAGAUCAACGCGGCAUGGGGACAUGCGCUUCUCCUGCUCGUCACCGUGGCCGAUAAGCUGGGCUACAAGUUCGACGGGUUCGAGCCCCAGCCCAUGGGAAGCACUUCAAAGAUUGUUCGAUACGAACUACCUUCACCGACUGCUAGUCGUCUUGGUUCACACCGGAGCGCACCGCCGCCGGCUCCGAAGAAGCACGUCCUCGAGCUUUUCUCCAACGGGGACUUGCCCCUCGGCCUGACUUUCAUGCACCGCAAGUUCGACAACGCCAUGGUGGCAUUCCUCGAGCUAGUGCGGCAGCUUGGCGCUUUCGUGCAUCGGCAGACGGCAGCAGAUGGUCAUCCUCUCAGCCUUCCGUACAAGAUUGAAGGCGACAAGAUCAUGGAUGUGAGUAUCAAGUUAGGCAUUGCUCAGGACGACGGCUGGACGAAGGCAUGUAAGCUUACUCUGACAUGUUGCAAAUUCCUGCUUGCGCAUGCCAGUAACGUCAACACGACUGCGAGGGCUGUUAAUAACCAGUAA
This is a messenger RNA of Colletotrichum higginsianum IMI 349063, 1548 nucleotides long. Its product is annotated as Autophagy protein Apg6. Gene Ontology annotation, biological process: cellular response to nitrogen starvation; late endosome to vacuole transport; autophagosome assembly. The record is from RefSeq and is a predicted model, not a curated record. Bases 1 to 1548 code for a protein of 515 amino acids. The transcript has a single exon. Gene Ontology annotation, cellular component: phosphatidylinositol 3-kinase complex, class III, type I; phagophore assembly site; phosphatidylinositol 3-kinase complex, class III, type II. Lineage: Eukaryota; Fungi; Ascomycota; Sordariomycetes; Glomerellales; Glomerellaceae.